AUGACAGCCAAAGAAAUUUUCUUCGAUAUCAUAAACUAUUUCCAUAAGGAUGACAACUUCAAUCGAAUAACAUUUGGGCUCUCUAAUACUUCUUCGCUGUUUAGGCUAAUCAGGUGGAGAGCAUCUGAUGCAAUUCUACUUUUAUUAUUGUUUAUUUUGGACUUUUUUGUUGGUAAUCUUUCUCCAUUUGAAAGACAAUUUUAUAUCAAUGACCUCACUAUAGCGCAUCCCUUUGCCGAGAGGGAAAGAGUUAAUGACAUUGAAUUAUUCUUAUAUGCGGUGUGGUUUCCAUUGGUGGUAAUAUUUGCUCUAAGCCUUAUAAUAACAAAGCCACGAAACAAGAUAUAUGUUACACUCGUUUCUUUACUUGGUCUAGGAAUUUCUGUAUUCUCUACAAGUAUAUUUACAAAUAUUUUGAAGAAUUUCAUAGGCAGACAUAGGCCCGAUUUUUUAGCUAGAUGUGUUCCCAAAAAGGACACACCUAAAGACAUGUUAGUGUUUGCGAAAGAUGUCUGUACAAGUAAAGAUCUCAAAAUUCUCAAGGAUGGCUUUCGUACUACACCAUCUGGCCACUCUUCUAUGAGUUUUUCGGGGUUGUUCUACUUGUCUAUGUGGUUAAGUGGUCAACUAGUGGUAACAAAUGAGCUUACCGGGAGCUGGAGAACCACAAUUGCAUUUAUCCCAACUCUAGGCGCGUCGCUUAUUGCAAUAAGCAGGACAGAGGAUUACAGACAUCAUUUUGUUGACAUAAUAAUUGGUGCAAUCAUUGGCACAGCCAUCGCCUCAUGGUCAUAUUUUCGACUUUUUCCUUCGCUAUUUCAUAGAAGAUGCUAUGAGCCUAUAUUAAUAAUCAAGGAAAGCGGAAAUGAGGAAGAAAGCGAGACUAACUUCUCGUAUAAUACUCUCAAUAACGAUGUAUUGUGA
This is a messenger RNA of Priceomyces carsonii, 924 nucleotides long. RefSeq names its product bifunctional diacylglycerol diphosphate phosphatase/phosphatidate phosphatase (gene DPP3). The record is from RefSeq and is a predicted model, not a curated record. The transcript has a single exon. Gene Ontology annotation, molecular function: phosphatidate phosphatase activity. NCBI's taxonomy places the organism in Eukaryota, Fungi, Ascomycota, Pichiomycetes, Serinales, Debaryomycetaceae. The coding region runs from base 1 to 924 and encodes 307 amino acids. Gene Ontology annotation, biological process: phospholipid metabolic process.